AUGGCUCUGAGAGGCUUAAAGAAACUAGCAUACCCCCUGCUCCCAGUGAGAGGAAAUAUUUUAGAUCCUCUAGGAAAAUUUCAGCAGAAUUUAUACGGUGGUUCGAAAGUUGAAGUUGGACAUAACAAGAUCCCAAAAUUCGGUCAUAAGACAAAGCGAACAUGGACUCCCAAUGCUCACUUCAAAUGGCUUUACUCUGAAACUCUCCAAGAAAGAUUUCAUUUACUAGUCACCACUAAGGUAUUGCGUACAAUUGACAAAGAGGGAGGAUUUGACCAAUACUUGAUUAAAUCGACGCCCGGAAGACUAAAGACGCUUGGUAUGCGAGGUACUGAGUUAAGGGCUCUUGUGAUGCAUAAAAAGGGCGUCCAAAACCCUGUGAUUGAAGAACUUCCUAAGGACGAGGAAGCUCAACGUCGCUACUUGGCGAAAGUACGCGAAGUUGUUUUGAAAUUGAACCGAAGCAAAAAGCUUUAUCAUCGAAUUAAGAGUCUUGUUGGUCAAGAAAAAUCUGGAUCUGUUGCUUAA
Schizosaccharomyces osmophilus is the source of this 528-nucleotide messenger RNA. It is a transcript of the gene mrpl24, whose product is annotated as mitochondrial ribosomal protein subunit L28. Lineage: Eukaryota; Fungi; Ascomycota; Schizosaccharomycetes; Schizosaccharomycetales; Schizosaccharomycetaceae. The record is from RefSeq and is a predicted model, not a curated record. Gene Ontology annotation, molecular function: structural constituent of ribosome. Bases 1 to 528 code for a protein of 175 amino acids. Gene Ontology annotation, cellular component: mitochondrial large ribosomal subunit. The transcript has a single exon.